AAGCAAUUUAUCAACAACACCCAGAAACUCCGCCAGCUUCGCUGGGCCUGAGCUUGUCUAAGAUGGACUGAAGCAAAGUGUAAAAGUGUUCUGUGGUCUGACGAGUCCACAUUUCAAAUUGUUUUUGGAAACUGUGGACGUUGUGUCCUCCGAACUAAAGAGGGAAAGAACCAUUUGGAUUGGCAUAGGUGCAACGUUAAAAAGCCAGCAUGUGUGAUGGUAUGGGGGUGCAUUAGUGCCCAAGGCAUGGGUAACUUACACAUCUGUGAAGGCACCAUUAAUGCUGAAAGGUACAGUCAGGUUUUGGAGCAACAUACGGACGCCCCUGCUUAUUUCAGCAAAACAAUGUUAUGUUGUGAUGCAAUAUAGUACUGAAUUAGAACAUGCUCUCGUAAAUACUCUGAUCUUUGUAGAUAUUAAGAAGGCCUUUUUCGAAGUGCAUGCUGCUGUUUUUGUUCAUGCAAAUGCAACAAACCUUGUGAAGCGUGAAUCCUGCAGUGAAGGACAACACCCGGCAGGCUGGAGUCACAACGCUGCACACGACCACAACACCCGGCAGGCUGGGGUCACAACGCUGCACACAACCACAGCACCCGGCAGGCUGGAGUCACAACGCUGCACACGACCACAACACCCCGUUAUUGUGCGUUGAGGAGCAUUUUUAAGGGGGAUUUGAUACACUUCAGAGAUGACAACAACGAUCCAUGUUUUUAUCUUCUGCAGCUUGGCUGUGGUCUUUGCAGCUGGGAAGGUGAGCAUUGAGGCGGACAGGCCUUGGCUGAGGGUCCGACUCCUUCGCACCGCCGUCCUGGAGUGCUGCUUCAGGACCAACCAGGACUCCAUCCGAACCGCCUGGAUCAAGGAAGACAGCGCCUCAGGCCCAAAUCCUGUGGUGGUGUCAGACACGGUGACCGCGGGCCACAAAAUCUACCGCGGCCUCACCUGCGGGACCCUGAAGCUGACCCAGGCCCGGCUGAGCGACGGCGGGCUGUACCGCUGCCUGCUCAACACCUCCGAUGUCAUGACGCACGGCACCUACCUGCAGGUCUACGAGCCGCUGAAGAAGAUAAUAAACCUCAGCGAAAAGACCAAAAACAACAUCCUGAUGGCAGAAGGACUUUUGCUCUUCCUUUGUGUCUUCUUGCCUUCGGUGGCUCUUCUUUUUAAGUCAAAUCAACUGAGUGCGCUGCAGAGGACAAAGGCCAGGAGGGAAGAGGAGAACAUCUAUCAGGGCCUCAACCUGGAAGAGUGUUGCGCCAUAUACGAUCAGAUCGAUCACUCCGAGACAGCGGUGGGCCCCUACCAGGAUGUGUUCAACAAUGUGGAGGAAAUCCAGCUGGAGAACCCGUGAAUGGGAAGGAAGAAACACAACUGAAACAAAAGCGCAGUUAAGAAAAUGUGUUUAUUGCUGUGGUUGAGUGAAGUGUCUGCUUUUGUUGUCCUUUAAGUGUUUUAUAUUUUAAUUUUAUCCUUAGGUUUAGCACAAGAUCUGGGUUAGAGCCAAUUGAGGCUUUUUAUUCAAUCCACACCCACACUCCUUUUCAUUGUUUC
Nerophis ophidion (straightnose pipefish) is the source of this 1551-nucleotide messenger RNA. RefSeq names its product CD79a molecule, immunoglobulin-associated alpha (gene cd79a). The transcript has 5 exons. The record is from RefSeq and is a predicted model, not a curated record. Gene Ontology annotation, biological process: B cell receptor signaling pathway; B cell differentiation. The coding region runs from base 689 to 1351 and encodes 220 amino acids. Gene Ontology annotation, cellular component: external side of plasma membrane; B cell receptor complex. NCBI's taxonomy places the organism in Eukaryota, Metazoa, Chordata, Actinopteri, Syngnathiformes, Syngnathidae.